AACGAUUGUGCCGUUGAAGAUUAAUGUUAAAGUCUGAGGAACAAAUGCCAAAAUAAUCAGUGUCAAAAUCAGGUGUCUAAAGUCAAUCGCAGACGUCAAAUAGGUUAUGUUUGUUUAAGACUGAAAUAUUUAAAAUGGAUUGUGGCCAAAGGUUGAAUUUCUGAUGUGUUUGGAUAUGAAGUAACAGUGCAUUAGGUAUAGGUCGACCCUCCGUCUGUUGUGUUUGAUAUGGAUGAGUUUAAGUUAAAAGCGGGAGAAAAAAUCGGGGCUUUGCACGAUGCAGCUGUAGCAGCCGCUAAUAGCAGCAAAAACAAAUUUCACGAUGUUAUCGACCACACAGCAGAAGCGAUUAGAAGAAUCAGGGAGGCGUUCUCUGACAUGUGGGAUCACGAGCUGGUGACGGAGGGCAGGGCGCGGGCGGUGGCGUGGGCGCGGGAGGCGGCGCGCAGGGUGCAGGAGGGCGCUCCGCCCCUCUCGCCCAUGAUACUGUACCAGGAGCUCGUGACACUCUUUAAAGACCACGUAUGGCGUCGAAGUAUGAUAAUCUUUAUCUGUGGUGCAGCGGUCGGCGGAAGUGCUGGACUUUUGAUAGGGCUCCGAGCCAGUUCUAGAGUUCCUAGUGGGCCCCACGCCAGAGCCCUACAUACCCAGUCUGACCAAACAGUGUUACUAGUCGAAGAUGCUGUUUCACCAGCCGGGUGUGGUGCGGGCGAGGUGUUAGUGCGAGUGCAGGCGUUCAGCGUGUCGGGCGCGGACCGGGCGGUGCUGCGGGGCAGGGCGGGCGCGCUGCGGGCGCUGCUGGGGACCGGGCACGUGACUGUGGGCCGGGGGUUCGCGGGUGUAGUCCUGGACGUGGGUCAGGGGGUGACAGACCUGGAGAUGGGAGACGAGGUGUGGGGCUGCGUCAGCGAGUGGAGUGGGGGUGCUGCUAAUGAACUGCUCGCCAUCAGGAGUUCUCGAGUAGGCAAGCGACCGCGUCACCUGGCAGCUGACAGUGCGGCCGCCCUGCCCUGGGCGGGCGCUCUGGCGCUCGCCGCCCUGCAGCAGGCGCAGCUGAGGCCGGACUGUAGCAAGGGGAAACGGGUGUGCGUGGCGGGGGCGGCCAGCGGCGAGGGCUGUGCGCUGGUGCAGCUGCUGGCCGCCUGGGGGGCGCGCGUGGCGGCCGCCGCGCCGGGGAGGGCACAUCGCGUACUGAAGGACCUGGGUGCACAAGAGCUAAUAGAAAUGGAUAGCAACGCGCACACCAGCCCAUCAUGGCUGACCCUGGAACAGGUGGCCAGCCGGCGCGGCCCCUGGGACUGCGCCCUCUGCUGCACCGGGGCUCCGCCCUCACCCGCCCCUGCGCCCUCAGCCCUACUCAAAUCGACAGCACCACGCUCCGCGUUAAUAGAUUUGCGACCGAAGCCCUUACUGUCUGACCGUCUUCCAACUCCCUUCUGGGUGAUAUUCUCAGCAUCCUUUUACGCCUUCAAGUUUUUAAGGUGGGUAACCGGAUGUGGGACACACACAGACUGGUUGGAGGACAAGACCCAGCUCCGGGAAGGACUCGACAGCUUGAGGCUACUUGUUGACUCCGGGCAACUGGCGCCUGUGCUUGAUAAGAUCUUUUUUCCCCAAGACUUUGAGUCAGCAUUAGCUCACACAUGCGGAGAGGACGCCAUCGGUACUUCCGUGGUAAGGUUCCCGUAGUCUCCAUAUUAGAUAAUUUAUAAAUAAAUCGAAAAUCCCGCUCAAAUUAACAUAUGUCAAAUGACACAGAUAGUAAAUACAAUAUCCAUAUAUAAUCUGUGAUUUAAAAACACCAUUGAUAAAAUAUUUAAAAAAACUUUUUUGUAUAUAAAUAAAUUGUUUACGAAGUCUAAAAUAAUUUAAACAAGUUCAAAGUGAUUGUAUACAAAAUAAAGUUACUGAAUCUUUGUA
Melitaea cinxia (Glanville fritillary) is the source of this 1920-nucleotide messenger RNA. Its product is annotated as reticulon-4-interacting protein 1 homolog, mitochondrial-like. Gene Ontology annotation, molecular function: oxidoreductase activity. Lineage: Eukaryota; Metazoa; Arthropoda; Insecta; Lepidoptera; Nymphalidae. Gene Ontology annotation, cellular component: mitochondrion. Bases 229 to 1689 code for a protein of 486 amino acids. The transcript has 13 exons. The record is from RefSeq and is a predicted model, not a curated record.